UUGAUCGCUGCGUUGGAGUCGGCGGCAGUCACAGGGCGCUCGUACUGUAUACUUAAAGGUCUGAGGACUGAGCUACUCUGGUCCGAUCCAUCCUUACUUUCACCCAACCUUCACCCUACAUUCGCUGGCGCUGAGCAGGGGUCCAAUAUCAUGUCUGUGCAAGCCCUGGAGCAACCCUUUCGAGAUGCCAUCGCGGACGGCAAGAUUCAUGGCGUCGUGAUGGAGGGGCGGUCGACCUCAGGCGCCGUGUACUCAAAGUGCAUCGGCACGCAGACUGCCCUCGACGGUAGCACGAAGCCCCUUUCGCCCGACUCGCUGCCGUACAUGGCAUCGGCCACGAAGCUGCUGACCACGCUCGCGGCGCUGCAGCUCGUGGAGCAGGGGAAGCUCUCCCUGGACGAAGAUCUCCGCCCCACUUUCCCAGAUCUGACCGCGCUGGGCGUCCUCACGGCCUUCGAUCCAGACACGAAGCAGGCGACGACGGUCCCACUAACCAAGCCCCUCACGCUCCGCCACCUGCUCACGCACUCAGCGGGCAUGGACUACACGUUUGUGAACCCCCUGCGCGCGAAGUACCACGCCGCGCACCCGCCACCGCGGCCUGCGCCCGACCAGGUGUCCCGAGUUCUCAUGCCAGGGACGUACCAGCCGGGCGAGGGCUGGAUGUACGGCCACGGGCACGACGUGGCGGCCUUCCUCGUCGAGCGCGCGUCCGGGCAGCGGCUCGACGCCUACCUGCGCGAGCACGUCUUCGCCCCCGUGGGCGCGCCGCCCUCCGACAUCUCGUACUUCCCCGUGCGCGAGCGGCUGGGCGCGCGCAUGCCCGACCUGAACCCGGACGACCCGGAGGGGAAGGGGCUGGCGGCGGUGGGCGGGUUCGACUUCACGGACGGCGGCGACGUGUGCUAUGGCGGGCACGGGGCGUAUGUCGCCGCGCGCGCGUAUGUGGCCGUGUUGGAGAGUAUUCUGAAGAACGAUGGGCGUGUGUUGGGUGGGGAGAUGGUGCGGGAGCUGUUCAGGCCGCAGCUGGAAGGGAAGGCCAACGAGGCGCUGCAGGCCGCUCUGGCGGGGCCAGGGGGACCGAUGUUCGGCUGCGGGACCGCGGGGGAGGGGCGGAACAUGGGGCUGGGUGGGCUCUUGGUCGGCGAUGGCGAUGAGGACCUGGGGCAGGGCACGCUCAUCUGGG
Schizophyllum commune H4-8 is the source of this 1186-nucleotide messenger RNA. Its product is annotated as beta-lactamase/transpeptidase-like protein. The transcript has a single exon. The annotation marks the transcript as partial. The record is from RefSeq and is a predicted model, not a curated record. Lineage: Eukaryota; Fungi; Basidiomycota; Agaricomycetes; Agaricales; Schizophyllaceae.